AUGGAUCUCAGUCUUGCGGGGCGGAGACCUCUCUCCUCUCUGUCGACCAAUGGCCAAGACGUUGAGGGACAACAGCAGCAACAACGCGCCGCCCAGAAGCUAGCGGCGUUGGAGAAGGAAGUUUCGGAGAAGGUUGAUAAAGAUUUCUUCGUCGAAGAGGUUCUUUUCAGGCCGCUCGUCCACGUGAUUGACGUGCUCGGCUCCAAGGACGGAGCUGUGAGCAAUGUCAGCAUGGAAGCUUUGCAAGAACAAUGCGCCCUCGUGAACCGAGCUAUGGAGAGCUUCGUGGAGGAGAAUUCCUCCUACUUGAACGGCAACGUGGAAGCGAUGGGGACAAUUCUCAGAAAGUUCCAGGACACCUGCUCGGACGUGAGGACGCUCCGGGGGCAG
This is a messenger RNA of Nannochloropsis gaditana CCMP526, 390 nucleotides long. RefSeq lists its product as uncharacterized. The transcript has 3 exons. The record is from RefSeq and is a predicted model, not a curated record. The annotation marks the transcript as partial.